Molecule: messenger RNA, 1266 nt
Organism: Rotaria sp. Silwood2
Lineage: Eukaryota; Metazoa; Rotifera; Eurotatoria; Philodinida; Philodinidae
Source: the annotation of a GenBank genome assembly
AUGGCGAGCAAUAAAUCAUCGAAAGUUUGUGAAGUUGAAGGAACUGUAUGUAAAAAAGAAGUACAAGCUUUGUGUUAUCAUUGUUCAAAAAAUCUUUGUCGUAUUCAUUUAAUUCAACAUGCACAAUUAAUGGAAGAUACAAUACGAACAAAAUUGAAUGCAUUAGCUGAUAAAUUUAAUGAAUUAUCAUUAAGAUUUGAUGAUAUUUCUAUGUCGGAUAAUAUUCUUAAAAAACCUUUUGUUCAACUAGAAAAAUUACGUGCUGAAGCACAUGAAAAAAUUGAUCAAAUAGUGGAGAAUAAACGUCAAGAACUUAAUAAUGAACUUGAUAAAUAUCGAAAAGUUUUUCUUGCAAAAAAUGAAGAGCAAUUAAUAAAAAUGAACAAUAGUAAGAAAAUAAUUACAGAAUUGAUUCAAGAAUCUGAUGCAUCUGCUAAUCAAAUUGCUGAUCUUCAGACAUCAAUUAAUGAAACUGAAAAAUAUUUGAGUUCGUUUAUCACACAUAAAAUCAAUGUUAUCGGUACAACACCAAUUUGGCACGUUAAUGUUUAUAGUCAAUUAUUUGGGUCUCAAUCUACAUUAACAAAUGAAUUACGAGAGUUUAAGGUUACUUACGUUCGUCUGAAUGGCAACAUUCGAAAUUAUUACGUUAAGACAAAAAAAGAUGGAAAAAUCAGUGAUUUAAUAAAAAGUUUUAUACAGCAGUAUUGUUAUAUGGAACAACUUAAUCAGCCACUGCAGACUUCAAUGGAUACUAUUAAUCAUCACCCAAAAUAUAAUUUUAUCCUACCCGUUGAAGUUUAUAACAGUAGGAUUCAUUUGCAAUUCAGAGAAAAUAACUUACUAAAUAAUAUUCUGAAUCGUGAUUUGAUUGUUUUCUACGAAACACCGUAUCCAUUGGAUGAUGAUAACUCUACAAAAAUUCUUAUGCCAUGUCAUUUUCGGCGACAACCAAACAAAAGUUUGUUUGCAUUACCUAUCUUUCUCAAUGUACCUCGUCAAGAAUGUCGUGGUCAACAUAUCCUCGAUGCAUUACAUGAUUUAUUGGAAAAAUAUCUCCCACUUAAUCCUAUAACUGAUCAACAGCUGUACGAGGCAUAUCUUCAAGUUACAAUUAAUUCCUUAUCAUCGAAGAUAACGAAUUUGAAUGAUCUUUUACAAAGGGAAAUCAUCUUCAAAGAACGAACAACGAAACUAAUUGUAGAUAUCAAUAGUCAGAUUGCUGAUGAAUAUGAACGAAAUAUUUUGAAUCGAAUCAGUUUCUAA